Molecule: messenger RNA, 1084 nt
Organism: Trematomus bernacchii (emerald rockcod)
Lineage: Eukaryota; Metazoa; Chordata; Actinopteri; Perciformes; Nototheniidae
Product: interleukin-1 receptor accessory protein-like
Exons: 7
Coding region: 71-1051 (326 amino acids)
Molecular function (GO): interleukin-1 receptor activity
Source: RefSeq, a predicted model, not a curated record
CAGUUUGUCCAGAGCAGGGUUCAUUACGAGACUACUGAGUGUUUGCUGUGCAGCGCUGCAGGGGAUCACGAUGGAGAAAGUGCUUGUGCUCCCACUGUUUCUCCUCCUUUCAGCAUUAACAGGUGUGUGUCCCCGGAGCCCCACAGAGAUUUAUGUGAAAGCUGGUGAGAUGGUGGCGCUGUACUGCCCCCUGAAUGGAGAGGAUAAUCACCGUGAUGCUGAGCUGAUCUGGACCAGUCCCACCAGCCAGGAGAUGGAUCAGACCCCCAACAUGUCGUCAGCUGAGCAGAGGCACAGGGACCUGCUGGUUCAUGGGAAGAGCCUGGUGAUUCUCAACGCCACUGCAAACCAUCAGGGGAAUUACUCAUGCUCUCUGGGCAAUACCAGCAGCCAGCUUUGGUUCAGACUGAGAGUUUGUACAAAACAGUCCAGAGGGUGCGAGCAGAGGAGCCAUUACCCUAAGACAUGUCACUCACAAGAGGCCUGCCCAUUGGAUUGUCCUGAUGUAAACACACCAGCUGCAAUCACCCUCAACAUUACCAGCAAUGGCGUUAUAUGGUACAGGGAAGGCGAGUCAUCGCCAAAAGCCAGUAACUUCUCAAGUGUUGAAGAGAAGAACCAUGGUGUCUACACCUGUACCAGAUCUUACCUGUAUUAUGGUAAAAUAUAUAACAUGACCUUUACAGUGGUGCUUGAUAUCCAACCAAAGGAAAAACGUCGACUUCCUCCAGCGAUCAUAUCACCACAAAGUGGUGUAAUUCAUGUAAAUUUGGGCUCUCCAAAGGUGAUUGAUUGUAAAGCUCGCAUGUAUUCGGACUUUGAUGAGGUGUUCUGGUUUAGCAGUGAUUCAUUUGUGGAAACAAACAGCAGCUUUCCCGUUUUCUACAAUUAUACAAAGGAAAUAAAUGGUACAGAGAGAAAUAUAACGGCAUCUCUAGUUUUCAAAAAGGUGUCGGAUGAGGAUCUAUUAAAAAAUUACACCUGUAAACUGCAAACUGUUAAUGGACGCUCAACAAGUGUCACCAUCAGCUUGUCCCAAAAACGUAUGUAAGACGGACGGAUAGAUAUAAAUCAUGUCAUAUCC